Aegilops tauschii subsp. strangulata is the source of this 1080-nucleotide messenger RNA. RefSeq names its product BTB/POZ and MATH domain-containing protein 1-like. Gene Ontology annotation, biological process: protein ubiquitination. Gene Ontology annotation, molecular function: protein binding. NCBI's taxonomy places the organism in Eukaryota, Viridiplantae, Streptophyta, Magnoliopsida, Poales, Poaceae. The record is from RefSeq and is a predicted model, not a curated record.
AUGGCAUCGUCGCAGAGGGCAAUUACCACGACUUCAUCGAGGUCCAGCCUAGGGACCGCACGGGGAGGGCACGCGUUCGAGAUAUCUGGGUACAGCCAGCACAAGGGCCUUGGCAUAGGCGAAUCCGUCCGCUCCGCCACCUUCACUGUCGGCAGCUGCGAGUGGUCCAUCGUCUUCUACCCCGACGGAGAAAUGUAUGAACACCAAGAAUACGUCUCGGUCUUUCUUGAGCUACUGACGUUGGAGGCCGACGUAAGGGCGGGCUUCGACAUGAGUCUGGUCGUCCCGUCGGACCCGGCCACCACCAAGUUGAUCCAUCGGGUGGCUCCGAUGUUUUUCGGCCACAUACAACCCGACUGGGGGCUUCCCAAGUUCAUGAAGAGGGCAGUCUUGGAAUCAUCACCGUACCUGGAGGAUGACCGCCUCGUGAUCAAGUGCGAGGUCACUGUCGUCAGGCAACCACAGGUGGAGGAGACCUCGCCGGACUUCGAGGUCCAGGUGCCGCCGUCUGAUCUGUACGACAAUCUUGGGAAACUCUUAGAAUCAGGGGAGGAAGCAGAUGUAAUUUUCAAGGUUAAAAGGGAGUCUUUUUCUGCCCACAAGAUUGUGCUUGCAAUGCGGUCGCCGGUGUUCAAGGUGGAGCUUUAUGGGCCGAUGAGCGACAAAAGAACAGGGAGGAUAACCGUCAAGGAUAUGCAGCCUGCUGUAUUCAAGGCGUUGCUUCAGUUUAUCUACACUGAUUCGUUGCCUUCCAUGCUUGACCUCUGCGACAAUGACCAGAAAGAAAUGGUCAAGCAUUUGCUUGUGGCUGCAGAUAAGUAUGCCAUGGAAAGACUGAAGCUAAUCUGCGAAGGCAUUCUUUGCAGGAGUCUCGACGUUGAUUCUGUGGCGACGACAUUAGCUCUGGCUGACCAGCAUCAUUGCGGCAAUCUCAAAAAUGCUUGUGUCCAAUUUAUCCUCACGGCGAAUAGAAUGGAUGCUGUGCUGGCAAGCAAAGGCUACACACACCUUAAACGAUCUUGUCCUUCUGUCAUAGUUGAUAUCUUUGAGAGGGCAACUAAGUCUCGCAAGAUUCUGUAA